AUGGACGACCUCGCUGAGCUACCGGAAAUCCUGCGCAAACUGUCGUAUGCCUGCGGGCAACUCGAGCGCCUCAGCGGGGGAACUGCCAACUUUGUGUAUCGUGGAACGCUGCAAUCGGACGAGACCACCAGCGUGAUCGUCAAGCACACGAAGAACUACGUUGCUUCGAAUCGCACGUUCCAAAUCCCGGCAGAGCGCUGCCUCAUCGAGGAAUCCAUCCUCAAGACCCUGGGCGACUUCCCACCCACGACGACACCCAGUCUGAACGGAGAAAUCACCAUCAAAACGCCACAUGUAUUGGCUUUCGACCGUGACUCCUUCACGCUCGUGAUGGAAGAUCUCCCCAAGGCAGUCGAUCUGAAGACUUUCCUCACGGCUUCGGAGACCCCUCCGCGUGUGUCCUGUCCCUGGGCCACGGCUGUCGGUCUCGCCCUAGGACACUGGCUGGGCGAAUUUCACGCGUGGACGGCACAUCCAGCGCGUGCGCAUCUCGUAUCCAAGAUGCAGACGAACGGGUCCAUGCGCGACCUGAAGUUCCAGGUCAAUUAUGAGAAUCUCGUCGGACUGGUGGAUACGUAUCCGGAUCUGCUGGGGGAGAGUCAAUCCAUCUUCAAGGAACUAAGGGAUUUGGCCCGGAGUGAGUUGGGAAGGGAAGAUGGAGAGGGAUUCGGUGUGAUUCAUGGGGAUUUUUGGUCGGGGAAUGUCCUCCUCCCCCGAGAUGCCCUCGACCAGACAGAUACUACAACCAUUCCUCUAUUCGUCAUCGACUGGGAACUCGCCCAUUGUGGACCCCGUGCUCUCGAUCUCGGCCAAAUGAUGGCGGAAUUGUACUUCGUCAAACACUUCCGGGACGUUGACGCCGGGCUGUGGAUCAUCGAGGGACUGACGCAGACGUAUCCCUCGCUGUCUGAGGAUGUGGCCUACCGUGCUAUCAUGCAUGUCGGCGUGCAUUUCAUCUGCUGGGGUACCAUGCUCACCGAUUGGGGAACGCCAGACCAGGUGCGAGCGGUGGUCAGUUUGGGGAGGGAUUUGAUCGUACGUGCCUGGCGGAGGGAGAGGGAGUGGUUUGAGGCUGGGUUCUGGGGGUGUUUAUUCAGAUGA
Aspergillus tanneri is the source of this 1101-nucleotide messenger RNA. RefSeq lists its product as uncharacterized. The record is from RefSeq and is a predicted model, not a curated record. Lineage: Eukaryota; Fungi; Ascomycota; Eurotiomycetes; Eurotiales; Aspergillaceae. The transcript has 3 exons. Bases 1 to 1101 code for a protein of 366 amino acids.